Phoenix dactylifera (date palm) is the source of this 927-nucleotide messenger RNA. RefSeq lists its product as uncharacterized. The record is from RefSeq and is a predicted model, not a curated record. Gene Ontology annotation, cellular component: cytoplasm. Lineage: Eukaryota; Viridiplantae; Streptophyta; Magnoliopsida; Arecales; Arecaceae. Gene Ontology annotation, molecular function: protein phosphatase inhibitor activity.
CCAUCAUUGUUUGGGAUCUUGGCGCUGGGGAAUCUUGGACGCCCGCAAGGCUCACGCUAUCUUGGAAAAAAAAAGGGGGAGAAUAAAUAAAAAAUCUCCCUUCUUCUUCUACCCCGUUUUCAUCCGCUACUCUCUCUCCCUGUCUUCUUCUUGGAAGCCGAUUGUUCUCUCGUCGGAGCUUGUCUGUCAAAGACUUGUUUGAGCACACUAUGUCAGACAUGAAGGCUGCUGAAGCCAAUGAGCAGUUAUGUACAGAUAGCAGUGUCAAAGAGAUGGUUGAUGAUGAUGCUUCCGCCAUGGACCCUGAAAUUUUGGACCAAAAUGAGGGGAAUGCCAUGCCGUCAUCCCAAGACGAGGAGGAAACAAUAAAGAAGAAAUAUGGAGGAAUUUUACCCAAAAAACCACCACUCAUAUCCAAGGACCAUGAACGUGCUUACUUUGAUUCUGCUGAUUGGGCUUUAGGAAAGCAAGGAGGGCAACCUCACAAGCCUAAAGGACCCCUUGAGGCACUUCGGCCUAAAUUGCAGCCUACACCUCAACAACAAGUUCGUUCCCGCUCAGUCUAUGCAUCUACGGAGAAUGAAGAUGGUGGUAAUGCUGCUUCUGAGGAUGUGAACAACAAUAACAGCACCAACAAUGAGACCAGCAACAACCCGUAAUUGCAUGUUAUUGAGUCUUGGUGUUGGUGAGCUUUCUGCUUUACUAGCUCUAUUCUUGCAAAAUGCGAUAAGUCCAUAUGGAGCUUCUAGGAAUAAGUGAUAUAAUGUUUUCCCAUGAGCAGUUAAUGCUGCAAUGUUGAUUGCAGCCAAGACUUGUGGUACUAGACUUGCAGCAUGCAGGAUUUUUGUAGGCACGGAACGUAUUAUCUCAUAUAAUAAAUUCCAUGGACGGGUUGGCAUUAAGUGCAUCCUUCCCUCUUUGUGAUCA